This is a messenger RNA of Saccostrea cuccullata (small rock oyster), 1951 nucleotides long. Its product is annotated as oxygen-dependent coproporphyrinogen-III oxidase-like. The record is from RefSeq and is a predicted model, not a curated record. Gene Ontology annotation, molecular function: coproporphyrinogen oxidase activity. Gene Ontology annotation, cellular component: cytoplasm. The coding region runs from base 62 to 1237 and encodes 391 amino acids. The transcript is spliced from 14 exons. NCBI's taxonomy places the organism in Eukaryota, Metazoa, Mollusca, Bivalvia, Ostreida, Ostreidae.
ACAAAUAUGGCAGCCCCCUGUGUGUGAGGAUUGACAAUUUAAUGACGCAGAAUAAACAAAAAUGAAACUCCUUCGUACAGCUUUGACAAGAGUGAGAACAGCCUACAGCUGCAGUACAAAGUCCAUAUUGAAGCAGAGCCAUAGAAAAUUGUUCAUCUGGUCAUGUGGGGCUGUGUCAGUUGGAGUUGCUGGAGUGUCAAUCAUAUGUUACCAUAGCAACAGCAAUACAGUACUUGCAAACAGUGGAAGGAAACUUGAUUUAUCAAAAUGGAUGGCUGAACCAAUUACAGACAAGACACUUCUAGAAGAGAGGAGUUCAGAAAUGAAAUAUAAAAUGGAAGCCAUGGUGAUGAGAAUUCAGUCAGAAGUUUGCAGAAAACUGGAAGAGAUUGAUGGCAACCAGAAAUUUUUUGUUGACAGAUGGACAAGAGCAGAGGGAGGGGGUGGAAUCACUUGUGUUAUGAAGGAUGGCCUCGUUUUUGAGAAGGCAGGAGUCAACAUCUCUGUGGUGCAUGGAAACCUACCCCCUCCAGCCGUCGCUCAAAUGAAAGCCAGAGGCAGAGCUUUAGAGGGCAAGACAUUACCCUUCUUUGCCACCGGAGUCAGCUGUGUCAUACACCCUAGAAAUCCCUAUGUGCCUGCGAUCCACUUUAAUUAUCGGUACUUUGAGGUGGUGGAUGAGAAAGGAAAAGUCCACUGGUGGUUUGGGGGAGGAACAGAUCUAACACCAAAUUAUCUCUUUGAAAAGGAUGCUGUACAUUUUCAUAAAACACUAAAAGACGCUUGUGACAAACACAAUAAAACAUUUUAUCCUAAGUUUAAGAAGUGGUGUGAUGAAUAUUUCUAUCUUCCUCAUAGAGGUGAAACGCGAGGAAUAGGGGGAAUUUUCUUUGAUGAUUUAGACAAUGAACCUCAAAGUGAUAUGUAUGAAUUUGUACAGACGUGUGCUGAUGCCGUUUUACCAUCAUACAUUCCUAUUGUAGAAAAACACAAAAAUGAUGGCUACUCUCAUCGAGAAAGAAGAUGGCAGCUUUUAAGGAGAGGUCGAUAUGUUGAAUUUAACCUGAUCUAUGACAGAGGGACAAAGUUUGGUCUGCAGACUCCAGGGGCUAGAUAUGAGAGUAUUCUAAUGUCCCUACCCAACACAGCAAACUGGGAAUAUAGACAUGAACCCGCUCCUAAUUCCACUGAGGAGAAGAUGAUCAAAGUACUAAAACAGCCCAGAGACUGGGUGUGAUACAUAAACAUCUAGUUUGAAAAGCCAAAUAUUUCUGUCUUGGUGCUAAUAGAUACAAUAUAUAGAUUCAUGAAUUAAUGAUAAAUGUCAAUGUGGUAUAUUGAUCAAUUCUAAUUUCAUUUUUUAUCUAUUUUUCACAAUUUUUUAAAAUGGGCAUAUUGUGUGACCAGUUGUCAUUUUAACCUGCUUGUAUGAUCCUUUCAAAAUCCCUUUUUUAAGUUAAAACAUUUUACACUUUUCUAUGGGUCUAUGUUUAAAACACUUAGCAGUACAAAUACAAAAGCCCGCCUUUUGAUGGAUGCUCUCCUGGCAUAUAUAAGCCUGUUAAUAGUAAAAAUUUGUUGUUUUUUUUAGUUGGUAGCUCAUACUUUACCAGAGGUUCUUGGUCUCUCAACAGAUUUCUUAUUAUUGACAUUACACAUGAGUGCUUUACUGAAAGAUUACUAAAAUAUUACAUGUCAGUGUAUACCAGCACUAUACCCAUCGUAACAUUUAACCUGAAGGUUCAUAUUCAAUUUCUAACUUUUUAAGGUUUAUGAAAAUAGCAACGUGAUUUUUCAUUUACUAAAAUGCUUUUGUUACCAAAAUGCUCAUCAUAUAAAUGUAUAUCUUUUUAUCUGAGUCUUAAAAUAUCCUUUAAUGGGAAACAAACUGGCCCUACAAGACUUUUUUUUCCAGCAUAUGAUGCAUCACUAUCAUGACUGACCAUAAUAA